UCUCUAAGUUGCACCUUCCACAUGUCUAAAACCAUACACGCCAUUGAAUUUCCACAAUGCAUAUAUGUUGUCUAGUCUAUAAAUACUAAGAUUGACGUAGUAAAGAGUAAGAAGGAAACUAGUGUUAACUCCUAGGAAAACACAAAGAAGAGAACAUUAUAUAUGGAGGACAAGAAAAACCAGAUGAAAAAGUCUUCAUCUUUAUCAUUGCCAUCGCCUGAAAAUGGUAGCUAUGAUGAGGAAAAACAAAGCUGCGGCAGUGAUUCUCCGUCGAAAACAAGCAGGAGAAAACCUGGUGGAUGGAGGGCUAUGCCUUAUGUUCUAGGAAAUGAGACAUUUGAGAGAUUAGCAUCAGUAGGGCUAUUGGCAAACUUCAUGCAGUUUUUAUUAACAGUGUUUCAUAUGGAUCAAGUGUCUGCUUCAAAUGUUCUAAAUAUAUGGUCUGGUGUUACUAAUUUCAUACCAUUGCUCGGUGCUUUCAUUUCCGAUGCAUAUAUCGGUCGAUUUUGGACUAUUGCUUUUGCCUCCGUUUUCGAAAUGUUGGGAAUGCUGACAUUGACCUUCAUACCUUGGUUACCUCAGCUACACCCCACUCCCUGCAAUCCACAAGUGGGCCAACAAUGCAAGGGCCCAAAUAAAUCACAAUUGGGCUUUUUAGUAAUGGGCCUAGGAUUUUUGUCCAUUGGGUCUGGUGGAAUAAGGCCCUGUAGUAUCCCAUUUGGUGUUGACCAAUUUGAUUCAACAACUGAUGAAGGAAGAAAAGGAAUUGCUAGCUUCUUUAAUUGGUAUUACACUUCAUUUACAGUGGUUCUGAUCAUUGCACUUACUCUAGUGGUAUACAUUCAAGAUUCUGCGAGUUGGGUAAUAGGUUUUGGUAUUCCUACAGUGCUCAUGUUCUUGUCUCUCAUUCUAUUUUUUAUCGGGACGCGAGUAUACGUUUAUGUGAAGCCCGAAGAAAGUAUUUUCUCUAGCAUUGUUCAGGUUUUUGUUGCGAUGCACAAAAAACGUAAGCUUAAGCUUCCAGAUGAGAGGGAAAGUAACGGGGUUUUCUAUGAUCCCCCGUUACCCAAAGGGUCCAUUGUGAAGAAACUCCCUUUAACCAAUAAGUACAGGUCUUUGAAUAAAGCAGCUAUGGUGAUGGAGGGUGAAAUUAAUACUGAUGGUACUCCUACAAAUACCUGGAGAUUAUGCAGUAUCCAACAAAUAGAAGAAGUAAAAUGUCUUCUCAAAAUAAUUCCAGUUUGGGCAACAGGUAUCAUAUGUUUCACAGCCAUGGCACAACAAGGCACAUUUACAGUGUCACAAGCUCUAAAAAUGGACCGUCAUCUCGGCCCCAAAUUUCAAAUCCCAGCGGGUACACUCUCUGUUAUAUCGAUGAUCACAAUAGGUAUAUGGUUACCAAUCUACGACCGACUAAUCGUUCCAUCCAUUAGAAAAAUCACAAGAAUUGAAGGCGGAAUCACAUUGUUACAAAGAAUUGGAAUUGGGAUGAUUUUUUCAAUUUUGUCUAUGGUUGUAGCAGGACAAAUUGAAAAAGUGAGAAGAAAUUCAGCUAUAAUGCAUGGUAGUGCAGAUGGAAUUGCACCUAUUACAGUAUUGUGGUUAGCUCCACAAUUAAUACUAAUGGGAUUUGCUGAGGCUUUUAACAUUAUUGGCCAAAUUGAGUUUUACAACAAGGAAUUUCCUGAAAAUAUGAGCAGUGUGGCUAAUUCUUUGUUUUCUUGCACAGUGGCUGGGGCAAGUUAUUUAAGCAGUUUUUUGGUAAACAUUUUGCAUAAUACUACAGGGGGACAUGGACAUCCAGAUUGGUUAACAAAGGAUAUUAAUCAAGGUAGAGUUGAGAAUUAUUACUACCUAAUUGCAGGAUUAGGAGUAUUAAACUUGUUCUGGUUCAUAUACGUUGCUCGUCGAUAUCAGUAUAAGACUAGAUUAGAAGUUGAUGAUGGAAUUAAGUCUUAUUCUGAGGUUCAUGAACUUCAAGACAUGAAGUAUUAAGCCUACUUGAUUAGUAUAUGGUAGUAGUUAAUUAUAGGUUAUGCCUAAGUUUACUUAUUGGAGAAGUUCAGAUGUUAUAUUUGAGUCAAGCAUAUAUCAACAUGUACAUAUACGAGAAUAAAGAAUGGAAAUUGAUCUACUUAUUAAAAAGUAUGAUCUAUUUUUGGCAUA
Molecule: messenger RNA, 2166 nt
Organism: Nicotiana tabacum (common tobacco)
Lineage: Eukaryota; Viridiplantae; Streptophyta; Magnoliopsida; Solanales; Solanaceae
Product: protein NRT1/ PTR FAMILY 2.13
Biological process (GO): transmembrane transport; oligopeptide transport
Cellular component (GO): membrane
Molecular function (GO): transmembrane transporter activity
Source: RefSeq, a predicted model, not a curated record